CACUUGGGAAGGCUCAGGCAAUUCUAUCAGGAGAAAACUCGUCUGAGAGAAAUGCCAGCAAAACUGGAGAGCUUGUAGUCGAAUUAGGGUCAAGAAGGAAGAGCUUUGCUGAAAGUGGUAGCGAAGUUAGAAGAAGUGUAUCAUCCAGAUCAAUGUCAUCAAGAGUGGAGAAUAUUAGUGAAAUUGAACAACCAGAAUGGAAGCUAGGAAUGGUUUUACCUUUUGAACCUCUUUCUAUAACUUUUGAAGAUAUCCGAUAUGCAGUAGAUAUGCCUCAGGUACUUUUGGAUUAUAUGAAAUAA
Ilex paraguariensis (yerba mate) is the source of this 302-nucleotide messenger RNA. Lineage: Eukaryota; Viridiplantae; Streptophyta; Magnoliopsida; Aquifoliales; Aquifoliaceae. The record is from the annotation of a GenBank genome assembly.